Molecule: messenger RNA, 1592 nt
Organism: Theobroma cacao (cacao)
Lineage: Eukaryota; Viridiplantae; Streptophyta; Magnoliopsida; Malvales; Malvaceae
Product: UDP-glycosyltransferase 74B1-like
Molecular function (GO): quercetin 3-O-glucosyltransferase activity; quercetin 7-O-glucosyltransferase activity
Source: RefSeq, a predicted model, not a curated record
GACUCUUUAAAAAGGCCUCAUCGAGCAUAGCCUUCAAAUUUAGCAUUCCUUAUAUUGUUCUGAUUAAGCAAAGCAAAAUCUGGGGAAGAAAGAAAAAUGCAAAACCAGAGAGUCCAUGUCUUGGUGGUCGCAUACCCUGCCCAAGGCCACUUGAAUCCCCUCAUCCAGUUCGCUAAACGUUUAGCUUCCAAAGGAGUCAAGGCCACAGUAGCAGCCACUCCCUACACCAUCAAUUCCAUCCAUCCAAACAGUAUUACCGUCGAACCAAUCUCAGAUGGCUUCGAUGAAGGAGGCUUCAAGCAAGCUCCAAGUGUAGAAGCCUACUUGGAGUCCUUCAAAACAGUUGGAUCAAGAACUUUGGCAGAGCUGAUAGCGAAGUUCAACAACUCAGGGGAACCAGUUAGUUGCGUUGUCUAUGAUUCAUUGCUGUUUUGGGCUGUUGAUGUAGCUAAAGAGUUUGGCAUCCGUGCAGCUAUGAUGUUGACAAACUCAGCUUCCGUGUGCUCUUUGUAUUGGCAAAUCAAUCAAGGGCGCUUGGCUUUGCCUUUGGACCAAGAAACUUUAGCAGCAUCAGUGCCUGGCCUGCCUUCUCUGAGCUUUUCCGACAUGCCAAGUUUUCUUGCUCACCCUACAAGACAGUCUGCUUAUUUAGCACUGAUCAUGGACAAAAUCAGAACUCUGGGUAGAAAUGAUUGGGUCUUCUGUAACUCCUUUGAAGAACUGGAAAGUGAGCUAGUCAAGGCUCUGAAGGAACUUUGGCCUGUGAUAACGAUUGGCCCCUUGGUGCCAUCAUUCUACUUAGAUCAUCAAAUUGAAGGAGAUACAAGUUAUGGGGCUAGCCUGUGGAAGCAAAAUAAUGACCAGUGCCUGCGAUGGCUAGACUCAAAACCAUUGAGAUCGGUGGUGUAUGUAUCAUUUGGAAGCAUGGCAAGCAUCUCAACCAGACAAUUUGAAGAAAUAGCAUGGGGCUUGAAAGCAAGCAAUAUGCCCUUCCUGUGGGUUACAAAGGAGUUUGAAGACAAGCUGCUGCUUGAGUCCAUCGACUCAGUUGGAGAAAGAGGGCUAUUCGUUACAUGGUGCAACCAGCUAGAGGUGCUGGCUCACCAAGCCGUGGGCUGCUUUGUAACACAUUGCGGAUGGAACUCAACGUUGGAGGGUUUGAGCCUAGGCGUGCCAAUGGUGUGUGUGCCACAGUGGAGUGACCAGCCAACGAAUGCUAAGUUUGUAGAAGAUGUGUGGAUGGUAGGAGUGAGAGCUAAAAAGGAUGAAGAAGGGAUUGUGAGGAGGGAAGAACUAGGGAAGUGUUUAAGGGAAGUCAUGGUUGGAGAAAAAACUCGGGAGAUUAAGAGUAGUGCAUCAAAGUGGAGGGAGCAUGCUAAGACAGCCGUUAGUGUAGGUGGGAGCUCAGAUAGGAAUAUAGAUGAGUUUAUCCGAAAGCUGCUGACGGCUAAGGAGAAGAAAGCAUGAUUGUAUCAUUUCCAUUAAUCUAUUCUGUUAGGAAUAAUGUCAUUAUCAAGAUUGGUUGAAAGACAACUUCAACUUACCACUGUCAUAUAAUUGUUAUGAAGUUAAGGGAAAAGAGUGCAGAAAUA